This is a messenger RNA of Chanos chanos (milkfish), 2020 nucleotides long. It is a transcript of the gene zcchc4, whose product is annotated as zinc finger, CCHC domain containing 4. Lineage: Eukaryota; Metazoa; Chordata; Actinopteri; Gonorynchiformes; Chanidae. Gene Ontology annotation, biological process: rRNA methylation. The record is from RefSeq and is a predicted model, not a curated record. Gene Ontology annotation, cellular component: nucleolus; cytoplasm. The transcript is spliced from 13 exons. The coding region runs from base 56 to 1516 and encodes 486 amino acids. Gene Ontology annotation, molecular function: rRNA (adenine-N6-)-methyltransferase activity; zinc ion binding; nucleic acid binding.
AAGACAUGGGUUUUAUUUUUUAAUUCUCUGACGCUACAUUAUUAACAGUUAAACAAUGCUUAACGAAUUUGAUACUGAUGAAAAGUCUGGAUUUGAUAUAAUUAUUCGUGAUGGAAAGGAUAACACGGCGCCAUCGUGCCCACAUGGUCCGACGCUGUUGUUUGAGAAAGUGUCUAAAGGAGAGGGAAAGGGCCGGAGGUUUUACGCGUGCUCCGCAUGUCGGGAUAGAAAGGACUGCAACUUUUUUCAGUGGGAGGAGGAGAAGGUAUCUGAGGCCAGACUCCUUGCAAGAGAGGAGCAGAACCGAUUGAAGAGGCCUCCCUUCACUCAUCAACAAUACUGCUCAAGGUUCAGAGAAUUUGUUUCUCUGCCCAUGGAUGGGAGAAAGUUUUGCCAGGACUGUCAGAUGCUUCUCCUGCCUGAGGAAUGGAGUGAACACUCUACACACACAGCUCUGUCUAGUCCCAUCACAGUGGCCCAGCUCAGAAGACCCAGUCUGCUGCUCUGCCCUUUGGAAAACAAGAAGAGUAACGCCCAGUACCUGUUUGCUGACCGGAGCUGCCACUUCCUCUUGGACAUGCUGUCUGGUCUGGGCUUCCGGAAAGUUCUCUGUGUGGGUACCCCACGAUUACAUGAGCUAAUUAAGCUGCGGAACUCAGAGGGCAAGCAUGAACCUGUGAAGAGUUUAUUGCUGGAUAUUGAUUUUAGAUACUCUCAGUUUUAUGGGCAGGACGAGUUCUGUCAUUAUAACAUGUUCAACCAUCAUUUCUUUAAUGAAGAGGAAGCUAUCAAGGUAUUCAGGGACUUCCUGUCCAAAGAGGAAGGAGCUAAGGUAGUGAUGGUAUCAGAUCCUCCAUUCGGUGGUCUGGUGAAGCCACUCUCCCACACCUUCUCUACUAUCUCAGAGACAUGGAGAAGCCUCCAGUCACCAGACUGUACUGUAUCUGAGAUGCCCAUGGUCUGGAUCUUCCCCUACUUUUUUGAGCCGCGUAUCCUGGAGUGUUUUCCCUCCUUCUCUAUGCUGGAUUAUCAGGUAGAUUACGACAACCAUCCUCUGUAUAAACAUGGGAAAACUGGCCGUAAGCAGUCACCUGUUCGGCUGUUCACCAACCUCUGUCCCCGAGACAUUGUGCUGCCAGAGGAGGAGGGCUACAGAUUUUGCUCCAUUUGUGAGAGAUAUGUCUCUGCAGACAAUAAGCACUGCCCAGAAUGCAAUGUGUGUCCAUCAAAGGAUGGAAGACAAUGGAAACAUUGUGUACAGUGUGGAAAAUGUGUAAAGCCCUCCUGGCACCAUUGUUCCUCUUGUGGGCAUUGUGCUCUCCCUGAUCACCCCUGUGGGAGGUGUCAAACUGGCUGCUUCUGCUGUGGGAGCCAAGACCACAAACUCCGAGCUUGUCCCAACAAACAGAGUGCAGCGGUGAAACGUGCCACAGAAGAAGCAGGCGGUACACCCGGCAGUACCAAAACCAAGAACAGGAAACAUAAAGCCCACAGAAAGAAGCACAAAUUCACAUGACCCAGCACAUCAGGAGAAACAUGUGGCAUUUGAGGCUGCAAAGAAUCGCUGAUGAUUGCGCAAUAUUCCUUCCUGUUGCCAGAAUGAGUCAAAAGCUUAGUUACUCCAGGACUGUUUUUAGGAUGAAUUGACUGUGUUAAACUGAAAGCAAUUGGGUGUGAAGUAACGUGGAGAAUACUUAACAGCGCUAUUAUCUCUGGAAAAGGGAUUUGUGACAUUUGGAAUUAUUCACAAGACCAGGACCAGUCACAAUGUUUUAAGCAGCCAUCACAUGCCCCAAACAAUGCAAGUUACAAGAUGGACAGAUCUUUUGAUUCAGCAUAAUGAGUCGUUUUAUAAUCUAAGUUUCAGUCUUGUGUUGACACAAAAUUUAGGUGCUUAUAGAAGCAACACAGCACACUUCCUACAUUUCCACUGCUAAAUGAAGGUCUCUCAGCUGCUUUCUCUUCAGGGUGGUGUUUGAGUACGGCUCAUUUGACACACGAUUAAAAAAACACAAUUCUC